UCUAUAUGCUUUUUUCCAAUAAAGAAAGACGAGCAGGUUUAAAGGGGACAGCCAAUCCUGAAGAGGGUCUCUCUCACUCUUGUUGGUGGGAUUUGGAAAUACGCAUUUAUGAUGCUAACGGGAAGCCAAAACUACAGAGAAAUGGAACUAAAGAACAAGGUAGAAGAAGUUGAUGAUCAUGAUAUUGAUCAUGAUGAUGAUGACAAAGACGAGAGUGAAGACGAAGAAGACGUAAUAGCAGAAGAAAAAUGGAGAAAGCACUAUUCAUCUAUGCAAAAAAUCCUCUUGGUUGGAGAAGGUGACUUCUCCUUUUCCUUGAGCUUAGCUAGAUCCUUUGGUUCAGCCCGGAACAUGGUGGCCACCUCCCUUGAUCCUCUUGAGAAGAUAGAGAAAUAUUAUAGCAAUGGAAUAAGGAAUAUUAUGGAGCUAGAAGAAAGGGGUUGUUUGGUACUGCACGGAGUGGAUGGAAAGCAUAUGAGUGAUCACUUCUUCCUCAAAACCCAGAGAUUUAACAGGAUCAUCUACAAUUUUCCUCAUGUUGGAUUCCACUACCCGGAAGAUAGUUGCUGCCAGAUCCAGAUGAACAAGACUCUGGUGAAGGAAUUUAUGAAGAAUGCAAAAGCUCUGUUGAGGAAAGAGGAUGGUGAGAUUCAUAUAUCACACAAGGAGGGUGACCCCUAUGACAAAUGGAAUCUAGUGGAGAAAGCACAGAAGAUAGGGCUGCAUUUACAUGACACCGUGCCCUUUUGUAAGAAUGACUACCCUGGUUAUCAAAACAAAAGAGCCUAUGGUAGCUCUGCUGAUGCUCCUUUUCACCUCGGUGAGGCUAAUACUUACAAAUUCAGGCCAACCAUGCACUCUCUCUAGUUUAUAAAUGGAUCACAGAAGUUGAAACUAUUGGAACUUUAUAAAUGCAGUGUAUGCAGACCAAUGAAACAUCAAGAGGGGCUUUGCUUCAUUGGAAAUUUAAGUAAAAUUUCUUGUAUUAAGAUAUAAGACUGUCCUGAACAUGGAGGAAACUCUUGGAUUCUAAGCUAAUUAAGUGGCAUAAACAUUUUGCCUCACUAAUUUGUGAUCUUUUUCUUUUUCUUA
Molecule: messenger RNA, 1092 nt
Organism: Humulus lupulus (European hop)
Lineage: Eukaryota; Viridiplantae; Streptophyta; Magnoliopsida; Rosales; Cannabaceae
Product: heavy metal-associated isoprenylated plant protein 41
Exons: 3
Coding region: 109-867 (252 amino acids)
Biological process (GO): rRNA base methylation
Cellular component (GO): cytoplasm
Molecular function (GO): rRNA (uridine-N3-)-methyltransferase activity
Source: RefSeq, a predicted model, not a curated record